Petromyzon marinus (sea lamprey) is the source of this 9746-nucleotide messenger RNA. Lineage: Eukaryota; Metazoa; Chordata; Hyperoartia; Petromyzontiformes; Petromyzontidae. The record is from RefSeq and is a predicted model, not a curated record.
CAAACGUACAAAAUCAGCAGAGGAUCAAAUACUUUUUUUCCCUCACUGUAAGUCUAUGGGUUAUGUUAGGCUAUGGGACCUAUGUCAGUCUGAGCUCUAUGUUAAUGGGCCCGAUUUCAGUCUUUGUGCUCUGUUAGUCUAUUUUAUCCAAACACAAAUCCUGUCUCUAAAGCCCAUCCUAACACUCACCUCUAUACCUAACCCAGUCCCUAAUAUGGCAAAAAUAAUGUCCAUUAUUUAUCCAGAACACCCUCACUGAGUCUCAAGACUUUUUUUUAGGAGGGUUGAUAUUUGGACCUGAAUUCCAUCAGUGAUGAGAGUUUGACUUCGCGUGGGAGAGAAACUGGAGAACCCAGGGGAAAAGAAAACCAAAUGCGCCGUAUACAAGGUGGUGACCAAGUUCCGCACAAAUAGAUUCGAUAAUUAAUUGCUGUACGUGUAUAUAAUGCGUGUGUGUGAUGUUCACGGUUCACCAACACUUCACUCCAGCGCUCAUCUCUCUUGACCGGCUGUUCGACUUCUCCGCGUUGUAGCCGUGGGCGAUAACUAAAACGCCCGGUGACGACCAGCCGAUGAGUGACGCAUGCACCGCUCACCCGGACGAGCCGUCUCCGGUGAAUGAACGCGUGCGCACAUACACGUACCGCAUGUAACAGCGGCGGCCUUCAUGCAGCAGUGGAUGGAAAAUAGCUGCUGAUGAUAGUGAUAUGGCAGUCAUGGGUGUCAAUGAGCGCUGGACACAUUUGUCAAGAAUGCUGCAGUCUUAAAAUAAUUUUAAAAACCGAUGUAAGUGACGUUUUGGGCAAAUAGGCAAUCUUCAAAAAAGACUUAAAAUUAGGAUUUACUGGCCCCGGCCAAGAUAAUGUGGAAUUUCGAGCAUCAUCCGACUCAAUGAAAAUGUUCUGUGCCCAUUUCUCGCUAGGCAGACCACUUUUGAGUGUGAUGUUCUUAUUAAAAUCAUCAUCAGCCGUGCUCAAUCCAGUGCUGGAUAAAGGCCUCCACAAGGCAGCAUCAUCUCUUGCGAUCCCGCGAUGUAAUGAUCCACACGAGCGGAUUUCAUCGCUCCUUCUCUUUUACGGACUUCCUCUAGGAUGAAUUCCACUGGUUGGCUGCCACUCGGUCAUUAUUCUUGACAAUGACGGAACCUAUGUUUGUAAAUAUACAAAAAAGUGGCCAAACUUCGCAGGGCAGGACUCUCCUGAAAAUGAGUCUUGAAACUUAGAGCAGCACACUUCACGACUGCUUGUUCUGUUUGAUUGACUCAAGGUGGACUAUAGUCAGUAAUUAAUAAUCAAAAAUUAUUAUUUAUAGUUAUAAUCUCAUAGCUGUGAUUGUCUCAGUUUCUGCGAUUAUUACUGUACUGAUCUCAUAACUAAUUCGUAGCAGUAAUUCAUUUAUAGCUAUGAUCUUCUCAAAGCUGUAAUGUUAUAACUCAUUCAUUCAAAGCUGUAAUAAUCUCACAGCUGUAAUCUCAUAACUUAAAAAACGAAGCAGUUCCAAUCUCAUAUCUGCCACAUUCACAUUUCUGUAAUUAUCAUAGCUGUUGUGACCUCAUAGUUGUCAUCUCAUCGCUAUGAUCGCAUAGCUGUUGUGAUGGCAUAGCUGUUGUGAUCUCAUAUUUGUAAUGAUCUUAGCUAUUGUGAUCUCAUCGCUAUGAUCGCAUAGCAGUUGUGAUCUCAUCUCUAUAAUCUUAGCUGUUGUGAUCUAUCUGUAAUGAUCUCACAGCUAUUGUGAUCUCAUAGCUAUUAUCUCAUCCGUCAUUGCCUCAUAUCUUUAAUGAUCGCAUAGCUGCCACAACCCCACAGCCCUGACCACUAUCACCACCACCUUAGCUGUGCUGUGGACAACUCGGCUAUGAGCCCAGCUCCACUUCUACUACAGCCGCACACUUCCUUCCGUCGCCAGCUGUAGCACAUUACUCGCGGCUGUCGGGCAGGGGCCCGGGAGUGGGGGGGGCCCGCUUCUGCUGCUGCUCCUAUAGCUGAGUCAGCCAAACAAGUGGAGAAGACUUCUUUGUGCUGUGGACUUUAGUUUAUCGUUGUUGUUUUGCGUGGUUGUUGUUCUGUUUGUUGUUGUGGUUCUAUGGUUUUGUGUCUCGCUUGUUUUCGAGUGGAUCUGCCAAUAGCCAUCUCGUUUCACAAGAAGAAAAAUAAACCGGUCGAGUGAAACUGAUUUGACUCAGGACUCAGACUGACAAAGGAGACGCGAAAACUGUUAUUUUAUUGAUAUUUCGAAGAGAAAAUACAUUUCAUGUUUUUUUUUUACAAAUAUUAUUUAUGUAGUUAUCUAUUUAUGAAGCUUGAACUUUUGGGGCCUUGUGAAAGCUCACUUCCAUUGGGUACUCAUUGUAAAUGUGCACCUGGUUGACAAUCUACUCUUCCUUGGGUACACCUUGUGAAAACCCACCCCACGUUGGGGACACAAUGUGAAAGUGCACUUAAUCAGUGUGUAGUGUAUAUUCUAUUGCAAACACCUUCAAAAAGCUUACUUCCACUGGGUACAUCAAAUAAAUGUGCAGGAAAGAUGUAGUGUCUACUAUUCCAUUGGGUACCCUUUGUGAAAUCUCACCCCUAUUGGGUGCCCUUUGUGAAAUCUAACCCCUUUUGGGUACCAUUUAUGAAAUCUAACCCCUAGAAGGUAGUGUGAAAUCUCACCUUGACUGGGUACAGCUUGUUAAAGUUAAUUUCAAGUACACUUUUAUUUAACGUGUAUUAUUACAUUGGGUACACCUUGUAAGAUCCCACCCCGAUUGGGUACAGCAUGUGAAAGUGCAUUGAAGCAGAGUGUACAGUCUGUGCCUCUCCCUGCCGUGACCCCAGCAUCGCUUUCCCGCGCAUGAGCCCGCUUCGCCUGUCCGCCCGCCCGCCCGCCCGCCGUCUCGUUCUCCCACUCUUUCCAUCGCCGCGCGAGCCGGGGGCUCACAUACCCGCACGUAGGCCGCCCAAUUGACUUCUCUCCUGCUUUUUCAAAAUAGUCUCUCCCUCUUUCUCCCUUCUCAAGUCAGAUUUCACCCUGCGCUUCUGAGACACCCUACCCAGACUGACAGGCAACUUCGACGCGAGAUUUUCGGCCGGCCGGCCGGCUCAUUGGUGGCUGGUACAGCAAUCGUCCGUUCACCCCUUGAUGCCUUGCGGCCGGGCCUUCAAGCGCAAGCUGUGCCGCCACGAUGACGAACAGGAAGAGGAGGACGACGCCGACGACGGGAGCCCCAUCGACAAAUGUCGCCGGCGCUCCGAGUCAAACGGCAUCGACCGGGAGUGGUGCCCAUUCGACGCACCAGACCCUCGGGCCCUUACGGACCUGCCGGAAUUUGAGGACGACGCCGUGACUGCAAAGAUGGCGCCAAUUCUGGCACCUUGGUGGGACGGCGUGAGCGACCACGACGCGAGCGAGCGCAUCGCGCUCCGAGCCUCGGUGCUGGCGCUCUCUCUGGGGAAGCUGCGUGCGUGUCGCCAGGCCGCCGAGCCCUGCCUGCGUCGCUCCGUGCUCAUCGCCAACACCCUGCGGGUCGUGCAUGCCGCGCCGGGUUGCGGCGUCGACGACGACCCCGAGGACCAGCGAUCGGAACGGGCGGCUCACCCCGAUCCGGAGCUGGAGCCGCUACCGUUCCGCUCCCUCACGCCGCCGCUAACGCCGUCGUCCGUGCUGGAGGCGAGCGGCGAGGCCCUGGGAGGGUUCGGCGUGACAGCGCCGCUCUUGGACUUCGCGGACGGCAGUUGCUGUGCCACCCCGGCAAAUCCCGACUGUGCCGGCGAAAGCACCGGCAUUGUCCUUGCCUCUUCUUCGCCGCCAGGCCCGUGUCUCACCGCGCUGCUGCCAGCCGCCGCUUGGGGCCCUCGGGUUGCGCCGACGGCCACCGCCUGGGCAGAGGGGCAUCGGCCUCACGACAGUGGCGUCGGCAGCGGCGCUCGGCUGUCUGGCGUCGAGCUUAUGGCGGCUGCGGCCGCAGCGAUGGUGACGGAGCCGUCGGGCUUCCUGUGCGACCUCUCGCUGGAUGGAGCCUUCUCGGACAUCGACACGUCCAUGUACGACUUUGACCCGUUCUCGCCGGCUGCGGCCGCGCUGCACCUGCAGGGAGGCGGCGACUGCGCCAAGCCCGCAGUGGCGGUGGCAGCGCCGGCAGAAGGGACGAUGGGGGACGGGGGCGGUGUGGGAGCGGCGGCGGUGGCAGCGUCUGGCAAGCAAGACCUUAACGAGCUAGACCAGAUCAUGCAGGUGCUGGUGGGCACGUGAGCGGCGCGCUGCCGUCGUUCGUUGCCGCCACCCUUGCUUAAAUGUAAUUGUACAGCCCCUUUGUCAAUCCACUGCUGGACGAAGGCCUCCCCCCCUCCAAGCCGCGUCAGUCACGUGAGAAUUGUCCGACGGAAGCUUUUCAGCCGAUCGACCGCACGUCACUGGGGGCCCACGUUGGUGGACGAUGUUAGCGGUGGGCAGAAAAAAAUUGAACUCGAUCACCGGGUUUGUGGCCACGGUGCACUUGUCACUGCGCCACCGUAGCAGCACGAUUACCGUCGUCUUCAUCAUCAUCGUUGGGAGCGACGUAAUAUGAUUUUCCUUGUCAUUUGCACCUCCAAUUAGCCCGGUUGGCUACGUACGGUGCGAAAGAAGUUUAACGUAUACCUACAAGUCAUUAGCAGCGUCAUCAUAUGAACGCCGUCGCAAUCGUCAGGGUCAGCAAUGUCAUCACGAGUUCAGUCUACAACGCGGUAAUGUCGCCUAUGAACAAAUCACCUCGUGUGUGUCCGAUCUAGGAAGCUAAGCAAGGUUGUGCCUUGUUAUUACUUUGAUGGGAGAGUGACUAGGAUAACCAGGUGUUCCAGGCUUGGGCUGCCAGAUGGCAUGAAUCUAUCUGUACGGAGCUUUGAGCAUUAUGUCCUUGCUUCACACGAACAACGCUCAUUCAUGGUAUUAGCCAAACGUCCCAACGUAGCAGGACCCUCUAGAAAGCGUCUCUCAACUCUGGAUUUUAUGGAAAAUGGGCAUUGCUAUUAUUAUAGCAUGUCAUCAGUAAAAUCCUUACCACUGUUAGCUACGUAACGAUCACCAACAUUGUAAUCAUAAUUAUCAACAUCAUCAUCACCACAUCAUGUCUGGCAUUGGAUGGCUACAUCGCCUAGCAGUAGCAUGUGCGCUGCUUGUUGCAAUCGUUCACAGUUUGAAUCCAGCGGCCUUCCUGGUUAUUACUGCGGUGCGCAAUAACCGCAAUUAUACCACGCGCUGUCUGCUUCGCCGUGGCCGUUACGGAUUCCCCGUGAUGUCAGUCGCACGAGUAGGCCAUUAUGUGCCGACGUUAGGGGUCGAAAUUUGGCAAAUUCGAAAAUUGCACCACAUUACGCUCAAUUGGGACUAUACAUAGAAGCAAUCAUCACCACCUAUUGGUAGCAGACUAAUGCCCAAGGUGACUCUUGCACAUGACUCAUCCUGGUCUCUUGAGUUCACCUUGAAGUGAUCAUCACGAUAAUCAUCAAUGCCAUUAUCAUUGUAAGAACAUCGCCAUCAUUACCACCAGCCAUCAUCGCAAUUGUCACCAUGAACGGAAUCACAACACACAAUUUGGAUUUUCAAAAAUAUUUAAAUGUGACCUUAUCUCAGGAUGCUAAACAAAUAUACGCCACACUUCAACGACGCUAUUUUAACAUCAACACAAGUGUCAUCAUCAUCGUCAUCAUCCCGUACCCAUGUGGACUACUAUUUUAUGCUAACGUCUGGCAAACUACAGACUGGUGAAACCCAGAACACCGCUUGUGUUCAAUGAAUUAUGCAUUCGCGUUUUUAACUUAAUAGCGGUCGUUUUUAUUCGACGCAAGAUUUAUACGACACUACACACCGUACAUGUGUAUGUGUACUCUUACUCUCGCAUAAUCACACAGAUAGACAGGAAGAGGAACACGCAUGGAAUAGGAGAGAACAAACACAAAUCGGUGACAUUAACCUUGACAGGUAAGAAAAGCGUCAGCUUGGGCAGGAGACGUCGUGGCUAAAUGGGAUGAUGACGACAAUGACCGAUGGAUGAGACUGGUGACGGAAUGGCAGCCAAAGGAGGGAGCGCACCUGAGCAGACGACUACUGCAGAUAUUCCAUCGCCACUCGUGAUCAACAAAGACAGACGAUCCCCCGUAUUUGGCAAUUUAGAAAAUGACACCUCAAAUGAUCCUCAAUGGGACUACACAUAGCAAUCGUCACCCGCGAGACUCGCAUUUUUUAAUAGGCUGUUGGGGCGAAUGCUCCAUCACACGCUUGCACGCGAGUCAAUUUCAUCGCUCCACCUCCGCGAUGGGAGUCCUCUUCUGCUCCUUUAGCUGCCAUUCCAUCACCAGUCUUGUCCAUCAGCUAGCGUCCCUGGUAGCGAUGAUGUGUCCUGCCCAACCAAGACAACACGAGGUCUCCACCCUGCAUUGUCCCCCAAGUGACGCGUUCCUCUUCCUACUUCCGUAUGUUUCCGAGCAUGGCCUUCCUCUCCACGCUUCUUUGCACAUUUUUGUUCAACUUUUAGUCCUUGUUAAUUGUCAGGGUCCAUGUUUCUGGUCCAGCUCGUAGCAGUCCAUAUGACAUCCCAUAUCAUAUGCGUAUAUAUGUACGUUCACACGCACAUAUACAAACACGUAUAGAAGAUGCACACGUGUUAAUGUGUACAGUAUUAUGUAAGCGUGCAUGCACUUGCACACAAACUUAUAUUGUAUCUUUAUGUUAAUGUAUGUGCUCACACAUACACGUUACACAUGUAUGUCUACACACACUUAUUAUGUAUGUGUGAAUACACAACAUGCUAUAUACGAGGAUUAACUUCUCAUUAACUGGCCCAGGUGGCUCAGUAGCAAAGCGAGCAGUCCGCAGUCGAAAUGUUCUGAGUUCAUAUCCUGGUUAGGGGUUGAAUCAGCCCAUCGUCCUACUCUCUCCGGUGGUCAAUAAAAUGAGAAAUGUAUAGGGAAAUCAAUAGCGGUUGUCCUAUGGAUUGACUCAACCCUGCCUAAGAAAUGGGACAUUUCCACCUCUGGCUCUGCAGGGCUGUAAAAUGGGAGAUGAGGACCGACGCCUCUCUGCUGAUUUGAGCAUAAUAUCUCUUUUAAGACUUUUAAUAUCUCGCCGAUUAUUAUCCAGGUAAGGCUGCUAAACUGGGGCGUUAAACUGGGAUGGAAGCAAAGCACGUUAAUUACAGAAAUAUCUCUAUGCAUAAUAACGACUCCAACGCAACCUGCGAGAUCAACGACAAGAAUAAAUAACACUUCCUUCGUUCACAAUACUCCUCAAGACGAGAGGAGGUGGCCCAGUGGCUCAAAGAUAUCAGAAAGGCUGAACCAGCACCGCUGGGAAACUUGGAUUCGACUCUAGGGUGCAGCCGCCUGUGAUCAAACCGGUUUCUCCAUUGUAGCGGAUUGAUGGAUUUUAAAACAAAAUAAUCCCCAAUACAUUGACUUUGGAUCUAAAACUUAAAUUUGGCUAAAUGCAAGCUCCUGCAAAGCCAAAACAUUGGUUUGACCGUUAUGACAUGCAUAUUACCCUCGGUGGCAGGGCAGGUGGGAAAUUGCAGCAAGUUGAAGGGAUCUCAGAGGUAGCCUUGUGAUAUCCGCUUCCUCGGGCCGCUCUCUAACACGAAGGGAUGUGCUGGUCUGCAAGAUUUACGAACGGAGUCCCGAUACCAACAAUCAGGAUAAUAUUCGGGGAAAAUACCCAUUGCUUUCAAUGUUAUUUUCCAAGAAAGACAAAGGUGGCAGACACCUUCACCUGGUGUGCUCAGAAAGUGUUGUGGGUGUUGGUGGACCACUUAGAGAUGGGAGUCUGUGUGAGCCACUCCACCAGCAAGACAGAGAAUGGUGCCUGUUGUUGGAGACAGUACAGCAAGUAGGAUCACGACAGGCUGCUGUAGUAUGCGAGGGGUUUUUAUUUUGAGGCACUCAGGUUUCCUCAAAUUACAACGUAGGCCUCGGCCAUGCCGUGUUAGUCGUGGGGGGUUGCAUGACCAUACUUCACCAAAUUACAACAGAAUUAUCCAAAUAAUACAAAAAAGCCUCAAGACAAGAUCAAUGUAUAGUAUUGUACAGGGUGUCCGCAAUUGCCUGUUGCCCCCUGGCUUGUCGAAUCUCGUGUUUAGUUUACCUACGGCUGGUUAUGUUUGUAAAUCCACUUCUGCACAUGUUAUUCAAUUAACAAAAAACCUAUAACACAUUCAACAACAAUACCGUGGCCUUAAAAGGAACAUACAUGGGCUAUGUUUGGGGAAAAGACCUUUCAUAGCACAUUCAAUUGACCGUUACAUCAUUAUCCCUCUUUAACACAGUGAUGACACGGCCUACCGUGUAGGCAACGUUUCGACAUUUAAAAAGCCCUAACGUUACAUGUGUCUAUUAAUAAUGUACGGCCCUUGAUCGAUCCACUGCUGGAUGAAAACCUCCCCACUGGGGGUCGGUUGUACGAGUUGUGUGACCGUAGUUCACCACACUGGUCAACACAGGUUGGUAAAGUCGGCGGUGACCAAGGUGCUGUUCGUACGUCGCUCGCCACUGUUAGCCUUGGCCGGGAAUCAAGCCCGUUAUGCUGGGUUCAUAGCGCGGCGCGCUAACCACUGCGCCACCGCUCCACCCCAUUCUAAUACUGUACCGUAUUCGAUCACAUUACGCCAUUUGUCAUUUAUUCUCAAACGUGUCGCCUAUAAAAUAUGGGGGGUAGGGGGGGACAGGAAAUUGUGGACAUUGUACAAUUUUACUCACUUAACUGAAAAUGGUGUGUUCACGCGUGUUACGAAUGUGUGUUCACUUGUGUUGUAAAACACACAACGAGCAGUAUGUAUAAGAAUGGGACGCGUGUUGAUGUUUGCCACAUGACGGAUACCUUGGUAGAAUUCAACGUGAAGCAGCAAUCUGGAUUAUUGAUGAUCCAAAACUCACUGAUAAAGAGCGAUGAGGAGACAGUCAUUCGCCCCCUUAUCACUCUUAUAGCGCUGCCACCAUGAUUAGUGUCUCCCGUGAACGUCACUCAUUAAUUCCUCCACCCAUGUUAUUACUCGGUUCUACCAGACACCGUUUCGUCUCAUUUCACAAUGCAGGUCACAAUACAUCCACUCACUAAUUCACCCAUCCACCUACUCACUGAUUCACCCACCCACCUACUCACUAAUUCAGCCACCGACAAAUUCACCCACCCACUCACCAAGACUGCAGGUCACCUCAAUUCUCUUUCUGCUUCUUCCCUCGCACUGCUCCACUCAUCAUCAUCGUCUCCGUUUCCAAAAGUUCUUCCAACUUCUCUCCAUUCAAGAAAGUAACGUAUUAUUAACAACUCGUAUCUAUUACACUUUUAACAGUGCUGCUUGGCGUUUUGGGCCUAUGCUCAGCUACCGUGAUUAGGAUACCAAUACCAGGGUCUCUACAUCAUAAUGUAUCACCUUCCUCUUGGGAACGUGGCCAGUAUUUAUUGAAAUGUCGAGGACUGAAAACAAAUGUUAAAUGUUACGUGUUUUUAUACGUAUUACAGAUUAUAUAUACAAACCACAUAUGUAUAAUUUUAUACUGACAGCUAUAAUUGAGGUUCCGUUGUUUAGAAUAUAUUGCGCAGAGGAAAACAACGUGAUUUUAUGCAUUGAAUUGUAACGGUAUUUAUCCAAUACUUGUAACUUUACUUAUUGUUAAUGUUCCUGUUGUUGAUGUGUGUCGUGUUGGGGCUCACGCGGGUGAUGAUAGCCAAUCUUGUUAAGCUAAGAGUCUGUAACCAACCAUGAUACAUCAUCACAUAAACUUAUACUGGUGUUCAAA